Molecule: messenger RNA, 1042 nt
Organism: Nannospalax galili (Upper Galilee mountains blind mole rat)
Lineage: Eukaryota; Metazoa; Chordata; Mammalia; Rodentia; Spalacidae
Gene: Nell1
Product: neural EGFL like 1
Molecular function (GO): protein binding; calcium ion binding
Source: RefSeq, a predicted model, not a curated record
GGGAUUAUCCAAGACGGCAAAAUCAUCUUCAUGCCCAAUGGGUUCAUCUCACAGUGUCCCAACCUAAAUCGCACUUGCCCGACGUGCAGCGAUUUCUUGAGUCUGGUUCAAGGGAUAAUGGAUUUACAGGAGCUUUUGGCCAAGAUGACUGCAAAACUAAAUUAUGCAGAGACAAGGCUCAGCCAGCUGGAAAACUGCCACUGUGAGAAGACCUGUCCGGUGAGUGGACUGCUCUACCGGGACCAGGACUCCUGGGUUGACGGUGACCACUGCAGGAACUGCACGUGCAAGAGUGGUGCUGUGGAGUGCCGGAGGAUGUCCUGUCCCCCACUCAGCUGUCCCCCAGACUCCCUUCCUGUGCACAUUCCUGGACAGUGUUGCAAGGUCUGCCGACCAAAAUGUAUCUAUGGAGGGAAAGUUCUUGCAGAAGGCCAGCGGAUUUUAACCAGGAGCUGCCAAGAAUGUCGUGGUGGAGUUUUGGUAAAAAUUACAGAAACUUGCCCCCCUUUGAACUGCUCUGAAAAGGACCACAUUCUUCCGGAGAGUCAGUGCUGCAGGGUCUGUAGAGGUCAUAACUUCUGUGCAGAAGCCCCUAAGUGUGGGGAAAACUCCGAGUGCAAGAACUGGAAUACAAAAGCCACGUGCGAGUGCAAGAACGGCUACAUUUCUGUGCAGGGAAACGCUGCAUACUGUGAAGACAUUGAUGAGUGCUCAGCCAAGAUGCACUACUGUCAUGCCAACACGGUGUGUGUCAACCUGCCCGGGUUGUAUCGCUGUGACUGCAUCCCAGGGUACAUUCGUGUGGACGACUUCUCCUGCACAGAACAUGAUGAUUGUAGCAACGGGCAGCACAACUGUGACAAGAACGCGAUCUGCACCAACACCGUCCAGGGACACACUUGCACCUGUCAGCCGGGCUAUGUGGGGAACGGGACCAUCUGCCGAGCUUUCUGUGAAGAGGGUUGCAGACAUGGGGGAACCUGCGUGGCUCCUAACAAAUGUGUCUGCCCGUCUGGAUUCACCGGAAGCCACUGUGAGCAAG